Molecule: messenger RNA, 2106 nt
Organism: Oldenlandia corymbosa var. corymbosa
Lineage: Eukaryota; Viridiplantae; Streptophyta; Magnoliopsida; Gentianales; Rubiaceae
Source: the annotation of a GenBank genome assembly
GUUUAAUAAGUUUAUUAAUAAAACAAUUCGGCAAACAAAUUUUAAAUUUUAUUAGUAUAGUGGUCAGACAAUUAUUUAGCUACGAAGCUGUAUAAAUAAUAUAAUAAAACUUCUCGAGUGUAAUUUUGCCUUGUAUUGGAAAAGUUUUAAGUGAUGAAUUACAUCAGGCUAAACCGCAUUUUGAACAAGCAAAGGCCACAUGGUGAAACCUUGACAACUGAGCCAUACAUAAUAUGAAUUAUGAACUACUACAUUUCCCAUCCCAUGAAUUUAUGCUUCCGUCAUGGCCGGCGACUCCUAAAACAAUUGUUUUAUGCAUCUAAUAAUUCAAUUCACUUUGCCAACUGAUAAAACAAAUUUAAUUGCAACAACUCCAAAUCGCAUCAUCCAACCCAUCUCUCCAAAUAAUACGAUAAUAACUUACUAAUCAACCAAACCCUCCCACAUUCAAUCUACUCCAUUUCUUUUAAUCAAGAGUUCGUUGAGUCUAAAUUCCUUAUUAUAAGAUUUGCACUGAUUCGGCACGAUAUUAGUUAGCCAACGCAAAGUUAAGUUACGUAAUUCAACGAUAAGAAUGGAUAUAGAUUAAUCAAGAGCUAUAUAGAAAGGCCCCCACCAAUUAAUAAUUAACUCCCUCCAAAUGCCCAAUUUUUCUGCUUCCAAUUUGUCUUAUGUUAAUUUCUUCAAAGAUUCUGGGGAACGUCAAAAAUUGUUCGCUCCAAAUUCCAUCAUAGAAUAAUCAGGAAAUUCCUCCCCCGAGAACCUACCUUCUUCUCCUUGACUCCCUCUCUUAAUCCAUUUCAUACUCAAAACAAUGCCACAUAAUAUAUAUUAACCACCUUCAUUUAUGUUCAAAUUCAAUUUUGGUUUUUCUUGCCUCCCUUGUGAAUUUUUUGGCGCUGCUGCAGCGUGCAGGUGCUUGUGAUGAAUGAUAGUAGAUGGUUGGGUUGUGUGGGGUGUGGCCUUCAAGAACAGCUUGAUUAAUAGCGAUCACGUGAUUUACAUGCUUUAAUACACCUCCAUUUCAUUCAUUUCACUCGGAAGGAUUGAGGGGGGACGACGAGGAGUCGUCACGGCGGCCACCACGUCGACGACGACUUUGCUGGACUUAUUGACAGAAAGUAUGAUGAACGCCGGUUCCGAUCAUUUGACCCGACGAAAGUCUUUCAAAUUGCGGCUAGGAUUCAACGGACUUUGUGGGGCCAUGUGGGGUUACGGCCCAAACAGCACCAUGAGCGUCAGAGGCGACGAGGAUGCCGGCGGCAGCGACGGCGGCGGCGCCGGUAGCGGCAGUGCCGGAGAUUAUGAAGAGGGAAGAGUUUCCACCGCGAUGGGAACAGGGGGUGUGAACCUCGGUCAAGAUUUUCUAGGAAACAGGUCAACGCCGGCGUGCGGCGGAGACGCUCCGGCGCCGUCGGGGAUGAAUCUGGCAGCGGCUUUGGCGGCGGAGAGGCAGUUCAGGGCGGCCCAGGAGUUCGAGGGGUUUAGUCAAAGCCCAACAACAAGACUAUCUGAUGUCAACAAUAACCAGGUGGGUGCGGCAACACAAAGGGAACAAGGGACGCCGCUGAGAAUGUCGUUGAUGAAAUUAUUGGAAGAAACGGACGGGUGCGAUGAGGAGAUGAAAGAAGGAGCGGCGGGGGUGGAUUCCAUGUGCUGCGUGUGUAUGGGAAGGAAAAGGGGCGCAGCGUUCAUACCAUGUGGCCACACUUUUUGCCGGGUGUGUUCCAGGGAAUUAUGGUUGAAUCGAGGGCUCUGUCCCCUUUGCAAUCGUACGAUCCUUGAGAUUCUCGAUAUUUUCUAGUAAAUCAUCGUAGUAAUAUGGAGAUUGUGGAUGAAUUAUAAUGAUGAUCAUCAUCUGCUUCAUCUGAUGGAAGUUUUUUUUCCCACAGUUCUAAUUACCUCCAUAUAGUAUAUCAUAAUAAUUCAACGAUUACAUUGUUCAACCUGGCAAGUACAAUUACAUUCUCCAAUUUUGUAUCUGGGAAGAAGACGUACACGUUAUACAUUCCCUUUUCUUUACUAUACUUUUUUUUUUUUGGGAAAGUUUGGCUUAAGGACAGAAAAACAAGUCAAAUUAAUAAAAGGGCGGUAGUUUAUAUGUCA